AUGAACACAACAGCGAAUAGAUCAAGUUCCUCUGGCUGUUCCAGUCUGGUAAAUCCAGAAGCACUAAAAGUUGGAGAAACAGUUGCUUAUAGUUUAAUUCUUGUAGUCUCGCUGGUUGGAAAUUCUCUCAUCGCAUUAAUUGUUUAUAAAACACCAACCUUGAGAAAACCGAUAAAUAUGUUGAUCGCAAACAUGGCCAUGUCCGACCUGCUCUAUCCAAUAUUCCUGUUCCCUGUUCGUCUGGCAGAGAUGCACGUUGGCUGGUGGCUUAUUGGUGGUACCCUUGGUCAGGUCUUAUGCAAGAUACACACUUUUCUNUUUUUUCAGACGCAACUACAACUUUUUUCUUGUAACUAUACCUGUUAUAAAUGUCAGGUACUAAUUAUUGCUAUUUCGUUUAGCUUGCUUAAGCAAGGUCUAAAGAACAUAUGUUUUUACCUUGCUGGUGGUAUUGACUCAAGUUAGCACGCCUGAAGAUGAAUUUUUUGUUGAUUGGCUAGAACUGGCAAUUAUUAGAGUUAUAUUUCAAUAUUUUUUUGCCCUUUGUUUUACAUAAUCAUCGGCUUCUUUCCUGAUACAGGAUGCAAAGCGAACUUAAUUUAAGGCGUCACUUGAAGACCUUACAAUGAACGAAGCCCGUUGUAUUUAUUCAUGUUUUUGGAAGCUGCUAAGACUUAGAGAACACACCUGUUGAGGAGUCAUCAGUGAGCAUGAACACAACAGCGAAUAGAUCAAGUUCCUCUGGCUGUUCCAGUCUGGUAAAUCCAGAAGCACUAAAAGUUGGAGAAACAGUUGCUUAUAGUUUAAUUCUUGUAGUCUCGCUGGUUGGAAAUUCUCUCAUCGCAUUAAUUGUUUAUAAAACACCAACCUUGAGAAAACCGAUAAAUAUGUUGAUCGCAAACAUGGCCAUGUCCGACCUGCUCUAUCCAAUAUUCCUGUUCCCUGUUCGUCUGGCAGAGAUGCACGUUGGCUGGUGGCUUAUUGGUGGUACCCUUGGUCAGGCCUUAUGUAAGAUACACACUUUUCUUGCUGAUAUUUCGUGGUUAGUGUCGAUUCAGAGCCUGGUUCUGUUAACAGUGGAUCGAUUUGGAGCUGUUGUAGUUCCACUCCGUUCACCCCUCAUCAGUCGAAAGUUUUGUCCCUUUUUUAUUGUCGCUACGUGGAUCAUUGCAAUGGCCUUUCAUUCGCCAUACUUUUUUGCUUUUAGACUGGUUGAAUACCCUGAGGGGAUGUUGUGCGAAGAUCUGUGGCAGGAAGUCUUCGGAGGAACAACAUAUGCAAAAUACCACCUAACAGGUGCUAUCGUGUUUAUAUACAUCCCUUCCGUCCUGGUGGUGAUACUUUACUCCAUCAUCCUGAUCAAGCUUAAAAAGCAAGUCCAUCCAGGUGAACAGUCAUCCAGUAACGAAGAACAGCGAGCAAGAAGGAAUAAGAACGUGCUAAAGAUGGCCAUUGCUAUUGUGUUGGUGUUUGUGAUUAGUUGGGUGCCUUAUCACACUGCCCAGUUACUUUUGAAUUAUGUACCGGAAAUUUCAUUUUUUUCGUCUUGCAGUUUUUUAUUAUACGCUCAUAUCACCUACUAUUUGGCUACCGCAAACUGUGCCAUCAAUCCCUUUAUCUGUCUUAUUUUGAGCAGCAACUAUCGUCAGGGUCUUAAGAAACUUCUAACUUAG
Messenger RNA from Porites evermanni, 1673 nucleotides. The record is from the annotation of a GenBank genome assembly. NCBI's taxonomy places the organism in Eukaryota, Metazoa, Cnidaria, Anthozoa, Scleractinia, Poritidae.